This is a messenger RNA of Toxoplasma gondii ME49, 10008 nucleotides long. RefSeq names its product non-specific serine/threonine protein kinase. The record is from RefSeq and is a predicted model, not a curated record. The coding region runs from base 695 to 9097 and encodes 2800 amino acids. The transcript has 7 exons. NCBI's taxonomy places the organism in Eukaryota, Apicomplexa, Conoidasida, Eucoccidiorida, Sarcocystidae.
CACUCCUGGAUGCCGCUGCUUUCGCUUCCAGUGCGUGGCGCCGGGAAGGCGAAACUGGGAAGACUCCCAGACUGUCCGCCGACUGAGGUGUACAUACACCCAAAAGGUUGCCUUUUCGCGUUGUGAAAGCGAGAAAAGUCUAGUUUUUGACCAGGCCAAAAGCGGUAUUUACGGGGUCGGAAACGCGGGUCAAGAUCUCUUGUGUUUUUUCCUAGUUUCCUCGAGUCUAAGGCCUGCAUAGAUGAACUCCUUUCCUGGCGGCCGGCCGUCCCCCCUGUCGAAAGCCACGGUCGGCCGUUUGCUUGCUCGAUGUACGUCGAGGAACAGCCCCCUCUGUUUGUCGCGAAGCCUCAACUCUCUCUCUCUCGUGUUUCUCCCGCUCUUCCGAAGCCUGCUUUGCGCGGUCUCCUUUCCUGUCGCUCCACCUGCUUCGUUUUUCCUCUUCGUCUCUACUUUCUGCGUAGCUGCCUGUCGGUGUUUCCUCUCUUCCUCGGCACUCGGUUCGAGUUCCACCCUGUAGGACGAAGAGUCAGCAGUCCUUCACUGGAGAACGGGUCUCUCCUCGUCCCUUUCUCUCUGCAUUCUCCUCCAGAGGUCUUGGUCUCUCUCAUCUUGGUCGCCUCCCCUCUCCUCAGUCUGCCGCUUGUCUUCGGCCGGUGAGGUCUCGUUCUCUCUCCGUUCGAGCGUUUCCACCAUGUGGUUGACGCGCGUCGUUGCUCACGUCCUCAGAGAUGACUCUGUCACCCCGACGAACAGGGCGUCGGAUUCGGCUGCAGAGUCUUCGACUUUCCCGGCUGCUGGCUUGUCUUCUCAACAGCCGAAGGCUGCGGGCACCACCCUUCCCUGUCCUCUUCUGCCUCCCUCCUCGCUCUCGUCUUCUCCUCUUCCUUGUUUUUCGCGGCCUUCGGCUGCCGCCGCAAACGCCCGACCUUCUGUCCAGACACUCGGGGGAGGACAAGGACAUGUGGACCAGAUAGCGGAGCGGCGAGAAGAGGAAACGAGAUGGAGAGAGGAGAACGAUGGCGGACGAGCCUGGUCGGUCGACGACUUUGAGGUUGAUGAGAGUCCCUGCACUCGACUGGAAGGACAUACGGACUUUGUGCCCUUCUCUCCUCAGAGACAAGACGAAAGCCAAGCUGCACCUGAACGCGUUCCAUCUCCCUCUGCGUCUCUUCCACCUUCUUCUUCUCCUCUCCCUUCUUCUUCUCUUCUCCCUUCUUCUUCUCCUCUCCCUUCUUCUUCUUCCGUCCCCGCAGCCUCUGCGUCUCUUCCACCUUCGUUUGCUGCUCUUCCCUGUCCUUCUGUUCCUGCUUCAGCUUCUUCAGUUCAGACGAGUUCUGCGGCGGCACUGUGGGGUUGGGAGGAUGAAGACUUUGAGAUUCCGGGAGAAGAAGAUCGCAGAGCCGAGGGCGCUCUCAGGCCACUGAAGGAGACACCUUCUCCGGCUUCCACGCUGCCCCUCGCGGGGACAGAAGGCCUGGCGGGGGCCUCACGCCCGCGAGCGGACUGCGCGUUUCUCGGCAAGUCGUUGUCUGGAGAGUCUGUUGGCCUUUCUCCGGUUUCUCUGGAUGAAGCCAGAAAGUUCAACUCAGACAGCUCAGACGAACUGCGAGUGCACCGGAACGAACUGGAAGAAGAGACAGGAAGAGAUCCACCUCUUCGCGGAGCCGCAUCUCCAGGAGGAGGGCCUCCCGUUUCCUCUUUCAAGCAAGAAGAGAAGGAGCGCGACUCUGCAUGGAGUGCAGAUUUCGAUUUCGACCUUGACGGUGCUAAUACGCCGGAAGGACAUAUCGACGGGCGUUCGUCUCCUCUGCAUGUGGAGAAUGCAAAUGUUAACUCUUCGACGCCUCUUGUGACUUCUCCCCCGUCUCCUUCUGCUCAACCGCCUCCUUUCGCUGCCGCAUCGGUUCUUCCCUUUUGUCCGCCUCCAGUCAUCCCUUCGUCUGUGUCUCCCUCUGCUCCCUCUUCUUUGUCUCGCUCUCUUCCUUCUUCUUUCCCUUCUUCUUUCCCUUCUCCUUCUUUUCCUUCUUCUUCUUUUCCUUCUUCUUCUGUUCCGUCUUUUUCUCUGUCUCCGUCUGUUCUUCCUUCUGUGAAUCCGCAGCCGUCUGCUUCUGUCUCUACGGUGGACUUGGGGUCUGGCUGGCACGGGGAUUUCGAGUUUGAAGAUUCUGCGCCCGGCGAGGCUCUGGCAGGCGCAGGCGAAGAAGCGAGAGAGAACAGAGUCGCCAACUGGAACGGCGACACCGCUGUGGAUGCACCCGAGGACGGCGGCCUUAUGCCGGCAGAGGACAGUGCAGACGUGCCUGGCGCCGAGCGCGUUGGGGACAGACUUGCGCAGAGUGCGCCUCUUUCUUUGUCGGAGUCGUUUGAGAAGAAGGAGAAGCUUUUCUCGUUUUCGAAUUCUCCUGAAGGCGCCAGUCUGGACACCAUAUUGGCUCCUGCCUCUCUUCAGCCAGUGAACUCCGAGAGAGGACGUUCCACGCGAGAAGAGAGAGGCGAAAGAACCGAAGCAGGACCAGGCGUUGAUAUGAACGGAAUGAUAAAAAACGUGACGUCUCCGUCUCCCUCAGUCGCACUGUCUUCCGACAUCUCUCCUUCCUGGAACGUUGAUUUCGACAUCGAGGCGACGGAUGUUCAAGCGGUCCAACAGUCUCCUUCAGAAGACCGAGAGAACGAGGGAGAGGAGGGAGGGAAAAGGAGAGUGGAAGACGACAGACGUUCUGCGCGUCCUCAGGCCGAGGCUGUUCAAGGACCUAGUGCCUGGAACGAUGAUUUCGACAUCGAGGCGACGGGCGUUCAAGCGGUGCAACAGUCUCCUUCAGAAGACCGAGAGAACGAGGGAGAGGAGGGAAGGAAAAGGAGAGUGGACGACGACAGACGUUCUGCGCGUCCUCAGGCCGAGGUUGUUCAAGGACCUAGUGCCUGGAACGAUGAUUUCGACAUCGAGGCGACGGGCGUUCAAGCGGUGCAACAGUCUCCUUCAGAAGACCGAGAAGACGAGGGAGAGGAGGGAAGGAAAAGGAGAGUGGACGACGACAGACGUUCUGCGCGUCCUCAGGCCGAGGCUGUUCAAGGACCUAGUGCCUGGAACGAUGAUUUCGACAUCGAGGCGACGGGCGUUCAAGCGGUGCAACAGUCUCCUUCAGAAGGCCGAGAAGACGAGGGAGAGGAGGGAGGGAAAAGGAGAGUGGACGACGACAGACGUUCUGCGCGUCCUCAGGCCGAGGCUGUUCAAGGACCUAGUGCCUGGAACGAUGAUUUCGACAUCGAGGCGACGGGCGUUCAAGCGGUGCAACAGUCUCCUUCAGAAGGCCGAGAAGACGAGGGAGAGGAGGGAAGGAAAAGGAGAGUGGAAGACGACAGACGUUCUGCGCGUCCUCAGGCCGAGGCUGUUCAAGGACCUAGUGCCUGGAACGAUGAUUUCGACAUCGAGGCGACGGGCGUUCAAGCGGUGCAACAGUCUCCUUCAGAAGACCGAGAAGACGAGGGAGAGGAGGGAGGGAAAAGGAGAGUGGACGACGACAGACGUUCUGCGCGUCCUCAGGCCGAGGCUGUUCAAGGACCUAGUGCCUGGAACGAUGAUUUCGACAUCGAGGCGACGGGCGUUCAAGCGGUGCAACAGUCUCCUUCAGAAGGCCGAGAAGACGAGGGAGAGGAGGGAGGGGAAAGGAGAGUGGACGACGACAGACGUUCUGCGCGUCCUCAGGCCGAGGCUGUUCAAGGACCUAGUGCCUGGAACGAUGAUUUCGACAUCGAGGCGACGGGCGUUCAAGCGGUGCAACAGUCUCCUUCAGAAGGCCGAGAAGACGAGGGAGAGGAGGGAGGGAAAAGGAGAGUGGAAGACGACAGACGUUCUGCGCGUCCUCAGGCCGAGGCUGUUCAAGGACCUAGUGUCUGGAACGAUGAUUUCGACAUCGAGGCGACGGGCGUUCAAGCGGUACACCAGUCUCCUUCAGCAGACCGAGAAGAAGGAGAGGGAGGAGGAGAGAAGCGGGAUGGAGUCGAUGGACUGGAGGACGGCGUUGGAGAGAGGCAAAGAGAAGAAGGAAGGGAUGAAGAAGACGAGAAGAGAAUCGCUUUGGACGGCCGUUUUGUCUCUGUCUUCGCGGGUGUCUCUCCUGAGUGGGACGUCGACUUUGAUAUGUCGGAUUCUGAGGAGCAACGCAAAGAGACAACAGACGUUGGCGAAGAAAAGGUGGAUGCAGGGCCCCCAGAAAACAGAGCGGAAGGUAUGCAAGGCUGUUCAGAGAGAGGGGGAAGCUUUUCGGCAAGAGACAACCAAGAACGCACAGAAGAUCACACUGUUUCCUUCGGCCGCAGAGGCAUCGCCGCGAGCCUUCCGAUCAGUGGGGACCAGUUCUCUUGUCUUCAACGAGGAGCGGGAGGAGACAAGGAGACAGCAACCGAGAGAGAAGAGAGGAACAGAGAAGAUGCGCCCUCCUUUCUUGAAGGAGGACUCGGAGAUGACGAGACAGAGAGAGCGAAGCAAGCGAGUGAGUUGCCCGCGUCUCUUUGCUCUUUCGCCGCAGCACGCAGGGACGCGAGCCGCGCAGAGAAGACAGGCGCAAAGGGGGAGGAAGCCAGAGAGAAAGAAGUCAGUUUCGGUGAAGACAGUGGGCUAUCCAGACAGGCGGACAUGGACAGUUCGCAGGAAUCCGUCAACGAAGGAGAGCCGCUACACGACAGAGCCGCAGGGGAGGACGCAGAAGGCGGGGGAGCGGAGGCGAUCGACGGAGACAGAGAGGGAGACGAGAAGGAGACUCGAGACGUCGAGGACGAAGGAGAGACGCGUCGUUCUUCCUCUUUCGCUGAACAAACUGGAAAUGAAAGAACCGAGAUGAGAACCAGACAUGGGGGUGACGAGGGCUGGACCUCGAAGUCGAAUCGGUUCGCUUUUGCCUGCCCUCGGUUUUCCAAAUCUGAUGUCUGCUGUUCUCCCCAGGCUCGGCUAUCUUUGCCUGAACAGUCCCUAGGCUCCUCUCCGUCGUCGCCCAUUUCUGUCACAAAUGAUGUCUAUGCUCUCUUCGAUUCGUCUGCAUCUCCUCUGCAUGCGGGAGAGUUAUCUUCUCUUCCCGGCGCGGUCUGGGCCUCAGAGCGCCUAUUGACUGCUCCGGCAGAAACAGGUCCCUCGGCCUCCUCAGCCUGCCUCUCCGUUUCUUCUUGUGGUCCAGGCGAAAUGUCUCCGACAGCGGGUACGAUGAGACACGACGCGGAAGAGAGAGAACGCAGGAGAGUGGAGGAAGAGAAGGAGAGAGAGAGACAGGAAGAAGAAGAGAGAGAACGCAGGAGAGUGGAGGAAGAGAAGGCGAGAGAGAGACAGGAAGAAGAAGAGAGAGAACGCAGGAGAGUGGAGGAAGAGAAGGAGAGAGAGAGACAGGAAGAAGAAGAGAGAGAACGCAGGAGGGUGGAGGAAGAGAAGGCGAGACAGAGAGAGGAAGAAGAAGAGAGAGAACGCAGGAGAGUGGAGGAAGAGAAGGAGAGAGAGAGACAGGAAGAAGAAGAGAGAGAACGCAGGAGAGUGGAGGAAGAGAAGGAGCGAGAGAGACAGGAAGAAGAAGAGAGAGAACGCAGGAGAGUGGAGGAAGAGAAGGCGAGACAGAGAGAGGAAGAAGAAGAGAGAGAACGCAGGAGAGUGGAGGAAGAGAAGGAGAGAGAGAGACAGGAAGAAGAAGAGAGAGAACGCAGGAGAGUGGAGGAAGAGAAGGCGAGACAGAGAGAGGAAGAAGAAGAGAGAGAACGCAGGAGAGUGGAGGAAGAGAAGGCGAGACAGAGAGAGGAAGAAGAAGAGAGAGAACGCAGGAGAGUGGAGGAAGAGAAGGCGAGACAGAGACAGGAAGAAGAAGGGAGAGAAAGACAAAGACGAGAGGAGAGAGAAGAGAGAGAGAGAGAAUUUCAACAGCGCGAGGCGGAGCUGAAGACACGGCUAGUAGAGCUUCAGAGAGAGCACGCAGAAUCUGUUGAAACGUGGAUGAAGGAGCAAGGAGAACGAGAAAGGCACUUGACUCAGGAUUGGGAGAGGAAAUUGCAUGCGUUUGAAGAGCAGAGUCGGACUGUGUUGCUCCAAGAGAGAUCUCGUCACAAGCAGCUGGAGGAGGAAAAUGCAGAGCUGAAAAUGAGAAUUUCCCAGCUGUCGCGCAAUUUCGCGUCUCUCCGCGAGCAGCUUGUGGCCUCAGAAAAAGAACGCGAAAUGCAGAGACGCGAGGAAGAAGAGAAGAAGGCUGGCGAGGAGAGAGACAGGCAGAAGAGGGAGGAGACUCGGAAAGAGAAAGAAGCGUUCCUGCUUCUUGUAGAGCGCGACAGAGAAGAGCUGAAGAAGUUCGUCGUUCCUGCUCUCUCGGAGCUGCAAGAAGACUUCGAAAUGUGGAGGCAGCAAUUGGAAGAAAAAGUCACAGAGACAGCGGAGAGGCGGAGAAGAGCAGCAGAGGAACACGCGCGUCUGGAGGGAGCGUUGUUGCAUGCAGAGGAAGAACUCGCCCGGGAGAGAAGAGAACACAAGGACCAGAUCGUCCGCAUGUCCAGGGAAAAAGAAGACGAGCUGCAGCGAGAGCGCGCCGAGCGCAGGCGCCUCGCGAGGGAGCUGCAGACGAUUCUGCGCAUGCAACGCCAAUCGGAGAGGAGUGAAGAGGAAGAAGCUGCUGAGAUGGGGCAGAGCAGCGAGGCAAUCGAAGCGAGGUAUUUUGCGGCGGAACUGCAGAGGUGCAGAUCUUCGAUGGAAGUUUGGCAUGCCGACAAGGCAGAACUUGUUCGUCGUCACGAGGAGCGCGAGAGACGAUUGGCGGAAGAAAUCCAGUCUCUGGCGGCGGCUGGCGCGGAGGAACGCGCGAAUUGCGAUAAACUGUUGAACGCAAACAGAGCCUUGGCACAAGAGCUGCAUGCAGUGCGGAGAGAAAUGGAGAAAGUCGAAGCCACACGCGAGGAGGUGGAAUCAAAGGGAGCUCUCGAGGACGAACGGCAGCGCGAACGCCUGAAGCAGCAAAUCUUCGAGUUGCAGUGUGACCUUCAGCAGCGGGAGAAAGAAAAUGAACAUCUUCGCAUGCAGUUGCGUCUCCUUGAAGAGGAGCCGGUCACUUCUCCCCUUCCUGUCUCGGUUGUUUCUCGCCAGCCGCAGCCUCGCGAACCGCAGACGUCGCCUCAAGCUUUUCUUGGGGCGCUUUCGGGACCUCCGAAACCCACCCCACACUUGUCUACGGCCCCUGUCUCUUCCCGUGACUCCUCGCCUAUCUCCUUGGCGCCGGCAGGAAGUUCCCGUUCGGGUGUCACGGGCGAGUCCCUGCAUGACCCGCAACAGAGAGAACAAACGCCCUUCGAUCCUGCUCUGUCUCCGCCUCAACAAGAAAUAUCACCGCAGGAGACCCCUCAGAGGGCCAAGGAGUCGUGGACCCCAGGCGGUCCCUCCAGCCGGAGAGCCUUCCCUGGUGCAUCGUUCGAUCGCCUCGAAACCCCCCAAGAAGCUAGGAGGGCGGCAGCGGAGAGAGAGGAAGAAGCGCGAAAAACGCCAAGAGAAGAGGCUCUGGGCCCCGCGGCUUCCGCCGUGAGUGUCGCCUCUGCAGCUGCCGCAGUCGCAACGUCGUUCGCGCGCUCGGCCUUCACCGGCGCCUUCUUUGGGCGAGAGUCCACGAGCCUGGAAGAUCUGCAGAAGCACUUGAAGAUGCAAAGAGAGAACGAAGAGCGGGCGAGGAGCGAAAGAGAACAAAGAGAACGAGAAGAAAGAGAACAACGCAGAGGUGAUUCUCAAGGAGCAGUGAGAAGAGAAACAGUAAAAACGGGAUGGGAGGAAGACUUUGACUUCGACGAGAUCGAAGAUUCCGUUGCCAGAGAGGAAGUCGAAGUCAUUUCUGCUGCCCCCCAGUGGAGCCCAAAGGCGGGGGCGGAGGCCCUUUCGCGCCGUCCUCCAGUGUCUCUCCAAACUCCAGUUGUCUGUGUAGGUGAUGGAGAGUCACAUUUGCAGCCGUCUUCGUCGCUUUCUUCUUCCAGCCAGAACUCACUCGCCGUGCAAGCGUCCUCUGUCCGUCACAAUAUGCUUCGUCCUCCGGAACAGAGAGGAGAGACAAGCGACCGGGUGCACGGGCGCAUUCAGGGCCAACCGGGGAAGCGUUUGUCGACCCCGGAGACCCCGGGAGGGUGGGGCAAGGAUGGAGAUUUCGAUUUCUUCGAGGACGAGUCUCCCCCAACAAAAGAAGGAGUGACGUCGAGUCUCAAACAACUCUCAGGGACCUCUUCUUCGCUUCGUGCCUCUCUGCCUCAAAACCGUGAAGGUCAGUCCCUGUCUCCGUCUCUGGACCCCUCUGCUGUGCGCUGUGGGGGGGCCCUGGCGCCUGGUAGCCCCCCGAGGAUCCCGUUGGCCGCAUCCGCCUCUCCGAUAUCGUCUUCUGGGUGUCUACCUUCUUCCUUGGAGCCUCAGCGGUGCCAGGAACAGCGAUAUGAGAGCGGGAUCCAGAUUUCCGCUGGACAGGACCCUCUGUUUGCAUGCAGCGUGGGUGUGAGCGCGGACGCGCAGUCCCCAGUGGAAGUGAAAUGCGAACAUGAAAGGCGAGAGACUUUCUUUUUUCAAGAGACGAGUCGGGCGCCCCUCUCUCCGGAGCUUCCGUCUCGCGCGAGCCGAGAGGAAACGCCGUGUCUCCACCCCACAGAGCUGCUCACUUCCCAAGCAUACAGCUCGGGCCGGGCGGUUCCGGCCCCGCAGGUGUCUAUGCACCUCGCCGCGGGAGGCGUCCACGGGGGAGCUCUUCCUCCAGCUUCAGCUCCUGCGCGUGAGCAAACGUGUGGUCGAGUUCGAGGUUGUCCCGGUGAAGGUAGCGCCGGCGUAUCGCUGAGAGGAGAGAGCGACAGAGCGCAUGCAGUUCCCGGUGUGCAGCGGGAGCCUGCGGAUAUGCCAAAUUCCUCUCGCUCUCAAUUGCCUCCUGCGACCUUACAGGCAAAGUCGAUGACGGGGACUGAAUUGCAUGCAAAGGAACUCGAUUUGACGGCGUUUGGCUCUCGGCAGCCGCGACGGCUGGUGAUCGCAGGUCCGGGGGUCGCCCGUGGGGUCCUUGACCCGCCGCGGAGCCGACAGGAAGCAGUCCAGGAUAUCGACUUGGAAGAUUUUCUCAACAGCUGAGAUCUGAGCAAGGAGGAAACGCGGGACAGAGUCGGUUUCAUAAAUCAAGGUUUAGCCGGAAAGGUCGUGUCUACCAAAUAUAACUGAGCACGCAUUCGGUGAUCCUGGCGGUUGUAGGAGUGUCACGAUGAGAGCUCUGCUGCUGGAGAUGUCGACAGGCGAGAGUGACAAAUGUACUUGCCAUUGCAACUAAGAAAAAGAAAUUAUAAGAUUCGUUGUUCUUCACAGUGCUCCACAAUCGUGUCUGCGCUGUAGCGAUUUCGAUGCGGCUCUCAGCGUAUACCUGAAUGUGGAGUCUUCUCAAGUGUCGCACACGUAGCAAAACCGACAUAUAUAUAUAUAUAUGUAUAUAUGUAUAUAUAUAUAUAUGCAGACUUGCCGACACUGUCUCUUUCCAUUUAUUAACGACGGGAGACCAAGCGCCAUGCGCCAAAUGGCGGCCGCGUUCAAAGUGCGAAACUAAAUUUGUGAUGGCAUUCUUCAUGAACGUCCACACACACCUCCAUCUGUACGCCUAUCGUUAAAUGGGUGUCUUCUUCGACUUGUUGGUAUGUAUAUAUGUAUAUAAUAUAUAUAUAUAUAUAUUUAUUUAUAGAUGAAUGUAGAAGCUUGCAUCCUUUGACGUACGUCCUUUGAGUACUUACGUCGCAUUUAUCAGUCUUGGGUCCAUCAGUUGUGUCCCUGACUGUGAGCAGUGGAGGCCUCGAUAUUCUGCAGUUCCGUAUCUCACUUGCACGUCAUCGUGUUUUUCUGUUCCUUGAGACCGAACAAGCAGGCUGUCUGCCGCUGUAAAGUCACUACUUCCGAAUGUUUCCGCGGGCAGUGGUCUGGUGGAGUCGAAGGUCCAGCAUGUAAUCCUUGAAACAUUCUGCUAAAUUUUCGUUCAUCUGAGUGCUAUGGAAAGCGAAGCC